AUGUUGUUCCAAGCUGUUACGAUCGCCGCCGUCCUCGCCACUGGCGCCAACGCCCACUUCCGACUUUUGUAUCCUGAGCCCCGAGGACCCUUUGUGGGCAACCUCCAGCCGACUUUCUGCGGUGGAUACCCCGAUGUCACGACCAACCGAACUGUCUUCCCCUUGAACGGUGGCCAAUUCCGUAUCCGACAGGGCCACGAGGACUGGGUUUCCGCCGUGACCAUCUCGACCGCCGACAACCCCAACAGCUUUGACGCCUUCCGCGCUGACGGGGAGGAGCAGUUCGUCAAGUACUGGGCGCCCGAAGCCAAGCCUGGCAAUUUCUGUAUUCCUUUGGAUAUUGGUGCUGCUGGUAUCCCCGGUGUUGAGGAUGGAGCGAACGUGACUAUUCAGGUUACGCUUGAUGGACCUGAUGGUGCGCUUUACCAGUGCGCCGACCUGACCCUCUCAAGCACCGCCGAGGUCCCAGAAGAUCUCGGUGCCUGCACCAACUCGACGUCCGGCGGCCACGGUGCGAGCCCGAGCGAGAGCGGUGACGGUGCUACCCCCUCUGGCGGUGCUGACGGCGGUGACGAUGAGGAGGAGGGUGGAAGCCAAGUGUUUGGUAUCAACUCGCUUGUGAUGGGUGUUGCGGGUGUUUUGGCUGCUGUUGCUGCUUCGCUUUGAGCGUGAGCGUGAGCCUGCCUGCGUGAACCGGGGGGUUGUGCGAGGGGUGUGUUUGUGGCUUCCCCGCUCAGGCUGCUGUCCGCCCCCUCCUCUUACUCUUCGCUUAUGGGAGUCGACUCGCACCCUUUCUGUGAUGACUCGUGUUACAUGUAUGUAUGUAUGUAUUUACGAAUUUGUACGAUUUUUCUUUUUUAAUAGUACGCGUUGGAGAAAAGUUUUGUGAUUUCAAUG
Messenger RNA from Coprinopsis cinerea okayama7#130, 897 nucleotides. RefSeq lists its product as hypothetical. The coding region runs from base 1 to 666 and encodes 221 amino acids. NCBI's taxonomy places the organism in Eukaryota, Fungi, Basidiomycota, Agaricomycetes, Agaricales, Psathyrellaceae. The transcript is spliced from 4 exons. The record is from RefSeq and is a predicted model, not a curated record.